Molecule: messenger RNA, 1217 nt
Organism: Dendrobium catenatum
Lineage: Eukaryota; Viridiplantae; Streptophyta; Magnoliopsida; Asparagales; Orchidaceae
Product: transmembrane protein 230
Exons: 4
Coding region: 639-986 (115 amino acids)
Cellular component (GO): endomembrane system
Source: RefSeq, a predicted model, not a curated record
UCGUCUUUCUCCAGCGGACUCGCCGCCUCUCCUCUCCUACGCGAAACCCUCGGAGAACAAAGAAGCGCGGAAGUCGUGACGGGAGCUUGCUGCGAGGCGUCGACGGGAUCGUGGGGUCCAAAACCUUCCCUUCUGCUUAUACCGGAAACCCUCGACGAAAAAGACACGAGGAAGUAACAACUGAAGCUGCAGGCGAAGACGUCGACGGGAUUUGGCUUUUCCUCGUCGCCAUUUCUUCGUGGCUGCUUCGGCUUUGCGUGCUUCGCGUGAAAUUGUUUUUGAUAGAGUUGCUAAAGCAGCUUCUUCGCCUCCUUCGGUGGCGUCGAUCGGAAGUCGAGACGGGAGCUCGCUCGCUCGCUGCGUACGUAACCAUCUUCGCCUCCUCCGUCAAGACGGGAGCUCGCUCGCUCGCCGCGGAAGAACUCGACGAAUCAGUAAAUCCCGUUAAAUCCGCCGUCGAACGACGGGAUUUAGCAAAUCCCGGAUUUAGGAUUUACCAUCGAUUCAGAUUUAUUGCGUGCUCUCAAACUGUUUGGUAUUACAAAAAAUCCGGCCUAAAGCCUGCUUAAAUCCUGCUACCAAACAGCCCUUUAAGGAACUAUCACAUACUUGUUGAUUUUCUUGUUUGGAAGCUUAUUAUGUCAACUAGGCGUAAUGUUCGAUACUCUCCGCUUGCCGGAGAAGAAAGCGAUGAUGAUAAUGGAGGCCAAGAAGAUCUUCGAUUUAGCUACAAUCCUAGAGCAUUUGAUAGAGUUCCAUGGAAGUCCAUUGCUCUUGCCCUUUUUCUUCUUGCUCUGGGGUCGAUCCUUCUCUUCCUCGCAUUCUUCAUCUUUGCAGGCCACAUGGAGGGCGAUAAAUCUCAAGCUUUUGGCCUUCUCGCGCUUGGCAUACUUUCUUUCUUACCAGGAUUUUAUGAGACUAGGGUUGCAUAUUACGCUUGGAGAGGUGCCCCAGGUUACAGAUUCUCCUCCAUACCCUCUUACUGAUUAUCUUAUUGUAUUUGUUGUAAUUCUAUAUGUUUGUUCCACAUCUGCUUGUUGAAUUUUAUUUUGUGCCAUAUAUUUUUAUGAUAUUUGCUUCAAAGUUUUAAAGUUUGAUCUUUGGGUUCUGCAAAAAUGUUGCAAUAAAUGUCUUAUCCCUAAAUAUUUUGUAAUAAACUGUCUGAUUUGUGUUUUAUCUGUUUUUCUUUGUAUAACAAAGUUUUACAUUUCCGGACA